Aphanomyces astaci is the source of this 1297-nucleotide messenger RNA. RefSeq lists its product as hypothetical. The transcript is spliced from 3 exons. The record is from RefSeq and is a predicted model, not a curated record. Bases 80 to 1219 code for a protein of 379 amino acids. Lineage: Eukaryota; Oomycota; Saprolegniomycetes; Saprolegniales; Verrucalvaceae.
CAACCCCCAACCGUCGCCGAGUCGUUUCUUCCACGCUCACUUUUCGAUUUCCGCCCAAGAAAUCCUAUAGAAAAACACCAUGGCUGGACGUUGGGUCAAAGCGUUGUUAGGGUUGUCUGCGUUGGCGGUGCUAUCUGUGGAAGGCGCGUGUCCGAACAAGUGCUCUGGUCACGGGUCGUGCGGGGCGAACGACAUUUGCUCGUGCGAGCAGAACUGGAUCAACGCCGACUGUUCGGCCCGCCAAUGCCCGUUCACGCGUGCGUGGCAAGACACGGCGAGCUACAACAACGACGCACACUACUACGCUGAAUGCGGCAACCGCGGCAUCUGCGAUCGCUCUACCGGCAUCUGCCAGUGCGACGAAACGUUUGUAGGGUCUGGCUGUCGCCGCCUUAAGUGUCCUAGCGACUGCUCGGGCCAUGGCAAGUGCCAGUUCAUCGAAGACUUGGCCGUGUCCACCGACAAGCGCGUGGGCGGCAACCCACUGUUCAUCGACUACACGAGCUGGGACCGCGAAAAGAUCCAAGGCUGCCGCUGCGACCCUGGAUGGGAAGGCCACAGCUGCAACCGCCGCGUAUGCCCCCAGGGGGACGAUCCGCUCACGACCGGCCAGUACGACAUGCAGCAAGGGAUCACCAUCACCCAUUCCGCUGUGAUCAAGUUUGUCAUCCGAUACGCCGAUCCGUACGGUAACCUGUGGACGACGAGCGAAAUCACGUCCGGCUUGCCCACCGCGGACGCCACGACGUGCACCAACAUCGAAACGGCCCUCCGCCGCAUCCCCAACUUUGCCCUGAGCUCGCGCGUGUUGAACUCGAACGAAAUCAGCGUCAAGCCCGGCGGAGUCGGCGCGUACACCCGCACGGGCCCCACGACGGGGACGGUGGCGGCGACGGUGGCCGACAUCACCACCGCGACCAACUGCAUUGUGACGUUCCCGGCGGCGCCUGGUACCACUGGCCUCCAGAGUUUGCUAGAGGUGGACGUGACUCCGUACACCGCUGCCGGAAGCCAGCCCAUCUCGGCUGGUGGUGGCGCUGCCACAGUCGUUGUGGUCGAGCAUAUUCCCGGCUCCAACGCUGCCGGUGCGCUUGCCCGACCGCUCACGGAAUUGGCCACGUGCUCCAACCGCGGGGUUUGCAACGCCGAAACGGGGCAAUGCCAGUGCUACGCCGGCCACAAGGGCUUGGCAUGCGAACUGCAGGAAGCGCUGGUGUAGAAGUAGCCUUAGAGUCAGCAGGGUGAUUGUGUUGCAUAACGUAGGCAUGGUAAUGAAACUUGUGUGCUUCUUGCCUCA